Messenger RNA from Brugia pahangi, 729 nucleotides. The record is from the annotation of a GenBank genome assembly. Lineage: Eukaryota; Metazoa; Nematoda; Chromadorea; Rhabditida; Onchocercidae.
AUGGAUGAGUGGAAAUUUCAUUUUUACAGAACUGCACCGCAAGCUUAUAAAAUGCGUGGAACUGUUGAUGUAAGUGAUCGUGUAGAACUCCGAAAACGUUUGCACUGUAAAAGUUUUAAAUGGUUUCUCGAUAAUGUGUGGAAAGAUCAUUUUUUACCACAACCGGGAAGUGCUUUUGGGAGGGUAGUUCAUUCAAGAUCGCAGAUUGGAGGUAUGAAUGGGUGUUUACAUUGGACAGUGCCAUUGGGCGAGAGUAUGAGAGUAGCAGCGAUGCAUAAUUGUUCUGCACCUGACAGUUUCGAUCGUACUGAGAUUUCGCAUAGUACUUCAAGAAAUUGUUUGGUAGCUCGAACUGGUGAACCUGGCUCCAAGCAAACUAGUAUUAUGAUGGCUCGUUGCACAUUGGGCUUUGACUUGUGGCAGCUUUGGUUAUUUACUGAUGAAGGACAAAUGAAAACAGACGAUCAUCUAUGCCUUAGUGCAUAUCAGCCAAUACAAGAACCACGAAAUUGGAAAAUUCAACUGAAAGAAUGUGGUCAGUAUGAAUCAGAGUACUGGGACUAUAAUUUUCACAGGAAAUCAUUCUACCAUCGUGAAAGUGGAUUAUGUUUAGAUCAGCCAUUCGAAGAUCCUAAUGAUUACCAUGCAUUACAUGUUUUGAAACCUACGCUAAGCAGAUGUACACGUGGCGAAUUGAAUCAGGAAGAAGUAAAAGUGAAUCUAAGUUGA